AUGUACAAACCCAAGAAGCAGUACGGAUUUCGAGUUUUUGUUGGAUCUUGUAUAUUUACCACUAUAACUAUAGCGCUUGUUCUUUGGGAUGAACGGCGGCAAAGGGAGAGGCGACAAGAAGGAGUAAAAUAUCGAUUAAAAUCCAUACAACAACAACAAAAUAUGCAAGAGUACGAAGAGCAGAAACAACGAUAUGAGGAAUAUAAGAAAGCUCAUUCGUUAUAAUUACUGGUAUUAUAUUUUCAAUUGAAUCAGUAGUCUACUGGUAUCUAGUAUUUAUCGUUAGAUUGUUCAGAUUUUGACUUUUUUAGGCAGUCUACUCAGCCUUUUUUUCACUUCAGCUGCGUUAAUUCCUUGUUGAAAUGCUUAUAAAAUGUUUGACAUAAAUGCGUUCAACUUCUCUUGGGGUUUCUGAGAAUAUGGUAACACACCUUUCAUUCUGUCCUUCUUGUCUGUCU
This is a messenger RNA of Cylicocyclus nassatus, 458 nucleotides long. NCBI's taxonomy places the organism in Eukaryota, Metazoa, Nematoda, Chromadorea, Rhabditida, Strongylidae. The record is from the annotation of a GenBank genome assembly.